This is a messenger RNA of Salvelinus fontinalis (brook trout), 10772 nucleotides long. It is a transcript of the gene cdk16, whose product is annotated as cyclin dependent kinase 16. Gene Ontology annotation, cellular component: cytoplasm; nucleus; synaptic vesicle. Gene Ontology annotation, molecular function: ATP binding; protein kinase activity. Lineage: Eukaryota; Metazoa; Chordata; Actinopteri; Salmoniformes; Salmonidae. The record is from RefSeq and is a predicted model, not a curated record. The transcript has 15 exons. Gene Ontology annotation, biological process: neuron projection development; exocytosis; protein phosphorylation. The coding region runs from base 2185 to 3789 and encodes 534 amino acids.
GCUGAUACAAACCAACACACACAAUGACUCUGGUACAGUGACUGAUACAAACCAACACACACAAUGACUCUGGUACAGGCUGACCCAUACCAAGUUACCUAUACAAUGACUCCAGUACAGGCUGACCCAUACCAAGUUACCUAUACAAUACAAUGACUCCAGUACAGGCUGACCCAUACCAAGUUACCUAUACAAUGACUCCAGUACAGGCUGACCCAUACCAAGUUACCUAUACAAUGACUCCAGUACAGGCUGACCCAUACCAAGUUACCUAUACAACACAAUGACUCGAGUACAGGCUGACCCAUACCAAGUUACCUAUACAACACAAUGACUCGAGUAUAGGCUGACCCAUACCAAGUUACCUAUACAAUGACUCCAGUACAGGCUGACCCAUACCAAGUUACCUAUACAAUACAACUGUAGGAUACUUCAUCCCUUACACUGCAACAACCAAUAUGGCGGUAUCUUUGACGAAUUAGGCCUAAUUGGUCAAAGAAGUAAUAAGUAGUGAAACUGCAGACAGCUUUGUAGUUGAAUGUGCAGAAUAUUUAGAUUAGUUUGGACCAUAUUUAUGCUGAAGGCGGGAGUUAUUUUAUCCUUCUUUUCAUACUGGUGAUAUGAAAAACAAAAUGGUGUGAUGAAAAGCUCUCAAAUUUAGUGAUUCAACUGUUUUCUUACAGAGACAUAAUGUGUCAUCUCUAAAUGUUUACAACUGUACUCAUAAAUAUUUCAAAUAGGUCUGCUGUAAAAGGUUACAUUUCUUUCUUCUUAUACAAGCAUGCCACACAUGACUGGGUGACCUGAAACCAAUGAUGACUCAGUAUCAUUUGUGGGAGUACUGUACAUGCCACAGAGUAGUGUCACUCUUGUGCAAAGCUCUGCAGUGCAAACAUUACACCCUUUUAUGGCUUCUCUGCUACAGGGGAUACAUGGUUUAGGGUAGUGGUAGGGGUACGUCUUACCUUACCAUCACUCAACAGUGUGUGUUCCUAAAUUCAAUCUGGAGUGCUUAGAGUGCGCUCGUAAAUUCAUCCGUUAUUCUGCGCUCUGGCACACUCAGGCGAGAGUGCUCUGAAAUUGGAGUAGAUAGCCAGAGUGAAUUUACGAACGCACCCACAGAUUCACACACAAAAUAGGCCUAGCUACACUUUUCCAAAUCCUAUAUGGCUCCACCCUGAAGGAUCUGGUGAUGAUGGGAUGGGUGUUUGUGUAAUAACGGUGCUUCUGGUUCCUGCUUGCUAUUCUUAAUUUAAUCCGAUGCAUGUCUCUUCCAGCAUGGCUUCCUGUGCUCUAAUACUGUCUGUAUUGAUGCUGUCUCAGGAGGUUUCAAUGAAACAACCUCAGUCUACUCAACUUGACUACCUGGUGGAAAAAAACAAAGAAUUUGUGCAAUAAAACCAAUCAACAUUUGAUUUAAAAAAAACAUUGAAAAACUGUUUAGAAUGAAAAUUAAUUUGGCUUUGUGAAGUAAUGAAUAAAGUGCUGUUGCGUAAUAUAAUUUACCAUCAACUGUGUCCAUAAGAGAUUAUUAGAGGCAGUAAGCAUCGGCCACAUCUGGCCUGUACAAUGCAAUGAAACCAGUUCAUGCAGCUCAGAAACUUCUCAGUAACCCUGUUACUAAUACUGAAGGUUUUCCUUGUCAAUUGACCCCAUAUUUUUUGUCUUCCAGUGUGUAUUAACCUCUUUUGGAAAGUGAAUCGCAUGCUCUGAAAGAUGGACAUUUGUACGUGUUUCCCCUGUUCGUUUGGUUGAUCCUUUAAUUUCAAGUUACCGGCUCUUUUCUUUCCUUUCCUUCCCUGUUUCUUCUCAUCUUAACCACCAUUACUCUGUUCCUCUCUACCAAAUGUUACUGCCUACUUCUGUAACAUUUUUUCUUACUUUCUGUAAAAAAAAAUCUUACUUUCUGUAACAUUUUUUUCUUACUUUCUGUAACAUUUUUUCUUACUUUCUGUAAAAAAAAAUCUUAUUUUCUGUAACAUUUUUUCUUACUUUCUGUAACAUUUCCACUUUUUUCCCCAAUACUACAUCUUCAUCCAUGACUUUAAUUUGUUUUUCUGUUUUAUUUUUCUCUUCUUUCUUUCUACACCCCUUCCCCCUUUUUUGUUGUCCUGUCUUCAUCCCAAUCAUGAUCUGUUUCCUCUUUCAUUUGCUUUGUACCCCUGUCACCGAUCAUACCAUGCCAUGCCGUGCCCUGUGUUCCCCGUCCACCUCACAACCACCUCCACCUGCAUUGUCCUUCGUGACUCCCACCCGUACCCCAUUCCUCCCUCCUGUGUGUGUCUCCCCUGUGUCUCUGCCUCCCCACCCUUCUCUCUCCCAGAGACCAUGUCAGUGCGGGGCAGUGGCACUGGCAGUUUGCGGGGUUCAGUGCGAGGCAGUGGUGGUGGAGGCUCGUUCAGCAUGCACUCCCUGCUCCAGUCGUACGGCUCCGCCCUGCGCCGACCACGCAGCCUGGGCCGCAGCCUCAGCUCCUAUCUCAACCACACCACACGCCUGGAGAUAGUCCAUGAAGAUGUGAAGAUCGGCUCUGAUGGGGAGAGUGACCAGGUCUCGGCCACCUCUUCUGAUGAAGUACACAGUCCUGUCAGGGUCCGCCUCAGGAACAACUCUGUACGCAAGAUAUCCACCGAGGAUAUAAACAAGCGGUUGUCCUUGCCUGCGGACAUCCGUCUCCCAGAUGGCUACCUAGAGAAGUUCUGUCUGAACAGUCCUCUUUUUGACAAGCCUCUGAGCCGGAGGCUAAGGAGAGUCUCCCUGUCAGAGAUUGGCUUUGGGAAGCUGGAGACCUAUGUGAAGCUGGAUAAGCUAGGAGAGGGAACCUAUGCCACGGUAUACAAAGGGCGCAGCAAGCUGACUGACAACCUGGUGGCUCUGAAAGAGAUCCGAUUGGAGCAUGAGGAGGGGGCUCCCUGCACUGCCAUCAGAGAGGUGUCUCUGCUGAAGGAUCUGAAACAUGCCAACAUAGUGACCCUCCACGACAUCAUCCACACGCAGAAGUCUCUCACGCUGGUCUUUGAGUACCUGGAUAAAGACCUUAAGCAGUAUCUGGAGGAUUGUGGCAACUCUAUCCACAUGCACAAUGUGAAGCUCUUCCUGUUCCAGCUGCUGCGUGGCCUCAACUACUGCCACCGCCGCAAAGUCCUCCACAGAGACCUCAAACCCCAGAACCUGCUCAUCAACGACCGCGGAGAGCUCAAACUGGCUGACUUUGGCCUGGCCCGGGCUAAGUCCAUUCCCACCAAGACCUACUCCAACGAGGUGGUGACGCUAUGGUACCGUCCCCCAGACAUCCUCCUAGGAAGCACUGACUACUCAACGCAGAUAGAUAUGUGGGGAGUAGGUUGUAUCUUCUAUGAGAUGUCUACAGGCCGCCCCCUGUUUCCUGGCUCCACAGUGGAGGAGGAGCUGCACUUCAUCUUUAAACUGCUAGGUACACCCAAUGAGACAUCCUGGCCUGGAAUCACCUCCAAUGAGGAAUUCAUCUCGUACAACUACCCCCGGUACAGAGCCGACUCUCUACGGAAUCACACACCAAGACUGGACAAUGAAGGAGUGGAACUGCUGUCCAAACUGCUGCAGUUUGAGGGAAAGAAGCGCAUCUCAGCAGAGGAGGCCAUGAGGCAUCCAUACUUCCACAGUCUGGGAGACAGAGUGAUCACACUGCCUGACACUACAUCAAUAUUUUCACUUCAAGACAUUCAGCUGGAGAAGGAGCCCGGAGGUAGAAGCAGCUCCUUGUCUGAUUCAGUGAACAGCAUAUCUCGACGACAGAGCCUGCUUUUCUGAGUGGAGUGAGAGAAAGACUGACGAACGAGAGGACGGGAAGCUGAUACAUUUCCGUGUGCGAUGAAGGGAUACAUAUUCAUCUUUAUACCUUUUGAAUUGUCAUUGUUGGUCCAUUUAGUGUUGAGAGGUUCACUAGCUGUUUACAUGUAAGACGAGGCUGAGGAGGAUACCUGUUUUUCUUCUUUGUUUGCUCUCAAUAUGCACUCUCUCCUCUAUAUAGAAACGUUUACUGUCAGACACACUUUUACCAUCACGUAUACUGUAAAUGCUGACGGGCAAAGAAAGCCUUACCAUUUUUCCUUGUAUAGCUAACUACUGUGAUCUUUAGUUUACAGGCUGACAUAAUUGCAGUCCUGUAUAAUUAAAUUUAGACAUGUCAGGACAUUCUUUGAAUGCAAUAAUCAUCACCCGUACAUUUUAAUGGAUUUGGACCAAAGUUUUCGACUCACUUAAAUUAUGCACAAUGCUAUUGUAAUACCCCUAGCUAGAACCUUUCAAAUUUGUAUUGUAUAAUACCACAAUGAAGGAAUAAUUUGAAAAAUGACAAGGCUUGAAUAAGUGUUGAUUAGAGUUGUCUUUUAACUUAGGGAGGAAUAAUACAGUGAGGCUGUAGUGUCUCACCUUGGUCUUCCACACUCCCAUUUCCACCACAGCAAGGUAUUAGUCUAUCCCUCCCAUUUCCACCACAGCAAGGUAUUACAGUCUAUCCCUCCCAUUUCCACCACAGCAAGGUAUUAGUCUGUCCCUCCCAUUUCCACCACAGCAAGGUAUUAGUCUGUCCCUCCCAUUUCCACCACAGCAAGGUAUUAGUCUGUCCCUCCCAUUUCCACCACAGCAAGGUAUUAGUCUAUCCCUCCCAUUUCCACCACAGCAAGGUAUUACAGUCUAUCCCUCCCAUUUCCACCACAGCAAGGUAUUAGUCUAUCCCUCCCAUUUCCACCACAGCAAGGUAUUAGUCUGUCCCUCCCAGCUCCACCACAGCAAGGUAUUAGUCUAUCCCUCCCAUUUCCACCACAGCAAGGUAUUACAGUCUAUCCCUCCCAGCUCCACCACAGCAAGGUAUUAGUCUGUCCCUCCCAGCUCCACCACAGCAAGGUAUUAGUCUGUCCCUCCCAGCUCCACCACAGCAAGGUAUUAGUCUGUCCCUCCCAGCUCCACCACAGCAAGGUAUUAGUCUGUCCCUCCCAUUUCCACCACAGCAAGGUAUUACAGUCUAUCCCUCCCAUUUCCACCACAGCAAGGUAUUAGUCUGUCCCUCCCAUUUCCACCACAGCAAGGUAUUAGUCUAUCCCUCCCAUUUCCACCACAGCAAGGUAUUAGUCUGUCCCUCCCAUUUCCACCACAGCAAGGUAUUACAGUCUAUCCCUCCCAUUUCCACCACAGCAAGGUAUUACAGUCUGUCCCUCCCAUUUCCACCACAGCAAGGUAUUAGUCUGUCCCUCCCAUUUCCACCACAGCAAGGUAUUAGUCUAUCCCUCCCAUUUCCACCACAGCAAGGUAUUAGUCUAUCCCUCCCAUUUCCACCACAGCAAGGUAUUAGUCUAUCCCUCCCAUUUCCACCACAGCAAGGUAUUACAGUCUAUCCCUCCCAUUUCCACCACAGCAAGGUAUUACAGUCUGUCCCUCCCAUUUCCACCACAGCAAGGUAUUAGUCUAUCCCUCCCAUUUCCACCACAGCAAGGUAUUACAGUCUAUCCCUCCCAUUUCCACCACAGCAAGGUAUUACAGUCUAUCCCUCCCAUUUCCACCACAGCAAGGUAUUAGUCUGUCCCUCCCAUUUCCACCACAGCAAGGUAUUAGUCUAUCCCUCCCAUUUCCACCACAGCAAGGUAUUAGUCUAUCCCUCCCAGCUCCGUAAUCAUUGAAGGGGGAUAUUAGUUUAGUACCAGGUAGAUUAAUCCCAACAGUGUCACGGUGGCAUUUUGGGGGAAAUCGUCAUGUUGUAUUUAUUUAUUUAUUUUCAUCCUGCUGUGCUUGGCUGAUACGGUACAAUGGUUUGAAAGAAAAAUGCAGCACUUCUGUUCUAUUUUCACACCACGUUUUGCAGCUCUCCGAGGAAUCCAUAGCACUUACAGGAAUUCUCCUCAUUCUUGCAGGAAUUCUGGAAUUUGGGGAACCGUUGUACCAAAAACCUGGAGAUGGACUUAUCUUUAUUGAUUAUAUAGACAUGCAUCCAAUACAAAUUGAGCUUCCACAGUGAAACAUCACAACCCUGAUAGGUUUAAUGACUCUUUAGGGCACAGGGUACAGUAUUGUUGGGUGUAAUGUAAUUGUGUUUACACAUCUACCUGUUUGGAGUGAAAGAGACAGUCUGAAAAUUGCCCCACUGUGUACAGAGUGAUAUGUGGUCUUCAUUCUGAGGAGAGUGAGAGAGUGCACCAGACACAGUGGUACUACUUUUACAUCGCCUGUAGUUAGCCCACCUAUUAACCAUGGCUGUUGUUCUAAAGCAGUGGUUCCCAACCUUUUAUCGUUUACCUUACCACCAACUGAAAUUUUUCUCUGCCGAAGUACCCCGUGUACAUUUUACCAGUAGGCCUAUGGUCUCAUGAGUCUUCUCAAGUACCCCCUGUGGAUAGGCCAAGUUCCCCUGGUUGGGAACCACUGUUCUAAAGCACUUCAGUAUGUGGAAUCUGUGAAAACCAAAGUGAACAUGCAUAAAACUCAUCUGAAAUUUCUGGCUCGUCAUUUUGAAUGGGGAUAGAUGAUGUGUUUCAAACCUCAAAUAACCAAAGUAUACAUUUUUGGAUUGAGGCGGUAACUUGGAGAGAAAUGCAGUUGGUUAUGAAUUCUCACCAUCUCAACCAUUGGGUUAGUUUGGUGGGUUGGGGUGUGAUCCUAGCAGCGAGAUGUUGUGAACUUAGUACGUGUGAAUGAGUGAGCGUGUGCUGUCUGGGUGCGUGUGUGUGUAUGAGAGAGCCAGAGUGAGAGAGUCAGACGGUCAGAGGAUAUGUGUCGUGAAGCACGGCAAUGUUAUAUUGUGGAAAAAGAAUAUGGUAUGUUGUAAAUAACCUUUGAUUAUUUUACGGAAAUGAGCAGAGGACUGUGCAAUGAGCUGAGGAUACUCUUCUCAUUGUCAUUUUGAAGAUAAGAAUAUAGUUUUCUUACGAUGAUCAUUGAUUAUAUUGUUAUUGUGUUCUUAUUCUUUUAAUGAGAAAAGGUUUUAUUUGUUCAUAGAAUACAUAAUCAGUGUAGAUAUUUGGAUUUUAUGUUUAUAAUUAGUUUUCUCUGAUGGUGAAAGGGGCUCUUCCAUAUACAUUGUCAUAAGAAGCAUGGAUAUGUUGCCAUGGAAGGGCUAAUAGGUUGUGGUCCUGAAGUCGCCUCUUGUCCCAUUUUAUAUUUCGCAAUAACUGUUGUACUACGCAAUAACAAGUUGUACAGUACGUGAUCCCUGUCCAAAUUUACCAGAGGAUUGAAUACUUUAUAUCUAACACAAAAACAAUGAAGUCACAACUUUAAGUAGAACAAAAAAAUACUGGAGACUGUUUUAUUGCCCAUUGUCACUUUUACAUUUGGAUUCAAAUAGUGAGAUUUUGAUAUAGUUUUUUUUAUUGAGCCAAGAAACAAGAAACUUCUUGUAGUUUUCAGUAUUGAUAAAACUGUUUGACAUUUCUUUAUAAAGCAAAACAAGUUCAAUUCUAAGGUGUAGUGUAAGACGGUGGUUAAGACGGUGUUCUCCAGUUGUCAAGGAGAGUUGAAUUACAGAUUGGACAAUGCAAUGAGACUUGGUUUUGAAGCAACUUUACCAUACAGCCCAGCAUAUCUAAUGGGCAUGUGAGGUGUUGAUGAGGUUGAAAAGGUAUGAACAUGUACUGUAAACUUGUGUGUGUGUGUAUACAUAUGUAGGUACUGUACUGUAAAACAUACAAUUUGAAAAGGAAUUUAAACAAACACAAGCAAUACAUUUGGCAAAUGUCUGAUGCAGAAGCCUGCCAAACAAGUUGGUGCUCUGAUAGCAUUUAGGAAUGGCAUGUUAUGGGGAGGCUACAGUACACAGCAUUGUGAUAGGAUGUUCUUCCUAUAGUUGGGUGAGAAAACUGGGCCAUAUUCAGUAGGUAUAACACGACAGGAAGUUGCAGAUAUAAAUAGAAUGUAACCUAUGGAGCAACCAACACAUUAGACUGACAUUUUUCUCUGACACGUUCUUCAUGGCUGCACCUCUGAAUAUGUUUUAGAUCUGUGUGUAUAUUGUAUGAAUAUGUAUAUGCUCAAGAUGUUUUGUGAAGAGAAUGUUUUGGUUGAUAGGCUCCGUCCACUGUGUGUCAACUGGAUUUGAAUAUUCAAAAGCUCUUUGGAUUGCGGCAAUAGUUAUUAUUUUUCCCAUCUGAGCAGCGGUUUGGAAAGGACUACAGUGUAAAUUGUCAAGUGAAAUACCACACCAUCAUGAACCUGUGGUUAUUAUAUCGGUGACACACUGAAAUACCACACCAUCAUGAACCUGUGGUUAUUAUAUCGGUGAUACACUGAAAUACCACACCAUCAUGAACCUGUGGUUAUUAUAUCGGUGACACACUGAAAUACCACACCAUCAUGAACCUGUGGUUAUUAUAUCGGUGAUACACUGAAAUACCACACCAUCAUGAACCUGUGGUUAUUAUAUCGGUGACACACUGAAAUACCACACCAUCAUGAACCUGUGGUUAUUAUAUCGGUGAUACACUGAAAUACCACACCAUCAUGAACCUGUGGUUAUUAUAUCGGUGACACACUGAAAUACCACACCAUCAUGAACCUGUGGUUAUUAUAUCGGUGAUACACUGAAAUACCACACCAUCAUGAACCUGUGGUUAUUAUAUCGGUGACACACUGAAAUACCACACCAUCAUGAACCUGUGGUUAUUAUAUCGGUGACACACUGAAAUACCACACCAUCAUGAACCUGUGGUUAUAUCGGUGACACUGAAAUACCACACCAUCAUGAACCUGUGGUUAUAUCGGUGACACUGAAAUACCACACCAUCAUGAACCUGUGGUUAUAUCGGUGACACUGAAAUACCACACCAUCAUGAACCUGUGGUUAUUAUAUCGGUGACACUGAAAUACCACACUAUCAUGAACCUGUGGUUAUUAUAUCGGUGACACACUGAAAUACCACACCAUCAUGAACCUGUGGUUAUAUCGGUGAUACACUGAAAUACCACACCAUCAUGAACCUGUGGUUAUUAUAUCGGUGAUACACUGAAAUACCACACCAUCAUGAACCUGUGGUUAUUAUAUCGGUGACACUGAAAUACCACACCAUCAUGAACCUGUGGUUAUUAUAUCGGUGACACUGAAAUACCACACCAUCAUGAACCUGUGGUUAUAUCGGUGAUACACUGAAAUACCACACCAUCAUGAACCUGUGGUUAUUAUAUCGGUGACACUGAAAUACCACACCAUCAUGAACUUGUGGUUAUUAUAUCGGUGACACACUGAAAUACCACACCAUCAUGAACCUGUGGUUAUUAUAUCGGUGACACACUGAAAUACCACACCAUCAUGAACCUGUGGUUAUAUCGGUGACACACUGAAAUACCACAGAUAUAUGGCUGACUGUUGAGAGCACCCUUCUGGGUAGCGAUACACAAUCUUCCAGAUGGACUAGAUACAGCGAAAAACAGAGCUUGGCACAUUUGCUUUAUGGAAGCAAAAUAAUUCCCGCAAAUGCUUUAUUUCUUCACAACUACAUACAUUUAGUCAGACAAUAUAAGAAAAUAUUUAGUCACUGGCCAAUGUAAUGUUUGCUCCUGAUUAUCCACUCUUUUGAGUGUCUGAAUCUUUUAAUGUAACUGUACUACAAACACUUAUCCACAAAUAAUGCCAUUCGGAAUAGUAUUUUAUGAAUGUAAUUGUCCUCCUGAGGUUUGAUUUAGCCAAAGUUUCACUUCAAUUAAAUGGGCGUGUAUCAAUGUUCUUCAGCACAUCACGAUUCUAGCUCACCCCAGUGAAUUGGGAGGAUUAAUUAUACUAUAGACAGAUUAUUUUGAUUCAUUUAACACGACCUGAGGAACUUGGUAAUAUGAGCUGUUAGUAUAUUCCCCAUUAAAACAAAACAUUUACAAACCACAAUUUUGAACAGAUGAUUACAGCAUUGGUUGUGUAAUUCUCCUUUUAUAAAAAAAUAUUUUGGUGAUAUAACGCUAUGCUAUAUUGUCCGCAUCUGUACAUUUCUAAUUUUAUUACCUUUUGACUGGAUUUAUUAAGAUAUUUCAUAGUCUCUACCGGUUGAUAUACUGUUAAUCAACAAAAAAUGUGUACCACACAGCUAUAAAUGCACGCCUCAAUGUGUAUUGUAAAAGAGCUUUGCUUUUGGCUGCCAUCAGCUUUUGCCUCAGUCCAAUACCAAAGUUAUCUGCAAUAUUGCAUGAUAUGAUUCUUCCGAACUUUGCUCAGAAGCUGUCAAAUUGCUCUGUGUGUCUUUAAGUCAGCCAUUUCCUUCCAAGUAACUGCAAACUAUAAAUUGCUUUAUUGAGUCCACAUACAGUGCUGUGAAAGUCUUUGCCCCUUUCUGAUUUUCUCUAUUUUUGACAUUGAAUGUUACCGGAUCUUUUAUCUGGUAACAUUCACAUUUUAUGUUGCUGAGUUAAAGCAGUUCUGCAUGGAAGAGUGGGCCAAAAUUGCCCCACAGCGAUGUGAGAGACUGAUCAACAACUGCAUGAAGCGAUUUGUUGCAGUCAUUGCAGCUUAAGGUGGCACAACCAGUUGUUGACUGUAAGGUGGCAAUUACUUUUUUACACAGAGGCAUUGAGUGUUUCAUAACUUUAUUGAAUAAGUAUAAAAUUGUUAUUUGUGUACACAGGUUUUGGUUGAAGAUCUGAUAACAUUCAAUAUCAAAAAUAUGCAAAAAUGUAAAGAAAUCAGAAAAGGGGCAAAUACUUUUUCACUGCACUGUACUUGUUACAAUUUAAGUAUGGAAAAGUAUCUUGAAUAUAUAAAUGUUGUAAGAUGUUAAUUCUAUGUAUUCAAAAAUAUAUAGCUCAAUAAAGUUGUACAUUUCUCAA